AAAUCAGUAUCUACUAUGAGUACGACGUCGGAAAGAUUCUCGAUAUCUUCCAACUUUUCCUUCUUGACUGAUUCACCUCUACCACAAUCAGUCCACUCUCCACUUACGGUCCCCGAUAUCCGUCAAGGGCCUUCUCCACCUGCGCGACUCCUGAAGAAUGUCUCUCCCAGCUCCGCAGAAGACCUCCUCCCGGAUUUCGAAGUCGGUCUGUGUAUGAUUGAGAUCUACUUUGCUCGAUUCUUUGCCGCUUCACUUAUCUUCGACCGCCACAAGCUCUUGGUGGACUACCGUGCUGGACGCGUUCCCUCGAAAGUUAUCAUGAGCAUCUUUGCUGUGGUCUCUCUACUACUUCGACCGAAGCCCGGUGGGAAAAAACGCGGGUAUGCUUCAAUAUCAUUACCCGAUGGACAAGGGAAGGCAUGGGCAGAAGCGGCGAGUCGACUGACGUUGGCCGACGCUGAUAAACCAUCUCUUGAUAACAUCAGAGCAUGCGAAUUACUAGGGUUUUAUUGGUGGGCAGUAGGCGAAGUGGAAAGAGUCGUCUUCUAUUUGAGUGUUUCUCGACAAUCGCUCAGAAUCAUCAAGAAGAAGCUGUACUCCCGCUUCAGGACAGGGCCCUACGACAUGCGAGAAAUGAGAAGGCUCUAUAAACUCCGCCAGGCUUGCUGGAUCAAGGCAAGCUUGAUUGAUAGCGAUGAAAGCUACCCAGAAGCCUCGGUGAGGUUAUUCUCACGCCAAUUCGGCGAGUCAGAAACGUGGGAGCAGGAAUUGAACAACGCAGACCAGGGCUCAGAGCCAGACAUAGACCCGAAUGAUUGGUUAACUUGGGACGACGUUCGGCUCAGGAAUUGCGGAACUUGCUGUGUCCGCCUUUUUCUUCUAUGGAGACAAAUCAGGAACCUAGUGCGACAGACAUGGAACAGUCGGUCUGCAGGAUACAUGACGACUGUGUUCGAGUACGACUCCAAGUUGGAACAAUUCUACCGAACCAUUCCGCCAGAACUACGGAGCAAGGAUGUCAUGAAUCCUCAGUACCCCGAACGAAGACGGCGAAAUGCCUUUUUCCUAAAUUCAAUAUACUAUCUUUGUGUCAUAUACCUCCAUGCUUCCGCCGUGCCGGGUUUUUCUGGCAAAGGAGCUGGCCUCGACAUCUCCGCAAACUUGGCCGAGUUCUGUGCCCGGACCGCUCUCCUUAAUGCAAACCUCUUUGCAGAAAUGGCGCGGGCUUACCUAGCGACAAGGCCCGACUUUUCCAAGGUACCUUCGUUUUUGGGCUACUGCGCUUUCAUUGCUGGGUCGGUCCAUGCGGUUAUGCUACGUUUGAGGAAUGGGCCAGCCGACUGGUCAUGGAGACACAGUAUAAUGUGUCUUUUGAUUUUGCAAGAGUUGAAGUUUUAUUUCCCCAUCAUGACAGUCUUUUGGCGAGAUCUCAAGGCGCAAAUUGAAGCCAACUCGGGCGAGCGUUUAUCUAUGGCAGACAUCACGAUCCGUAACAUUAUCUUCUCAUCGACUUCCACCGAAGAUGAAACGCGCACGAUGCCGCCGGUCAGCAACUCACUUUUCGAACCCGCAAACGUGCAGGACCCGUUUAUUUUACGUUGUUAUCUCCCAACUCCCCAAGCACCUGACGACGCGGCUUCCGAAUCCGAUGAUGAGCAUGACACCGUGGAAGUUAGUGACGAUGUGGCGGACAAGGAUAUGACUACUGGUUCUGGGUCAAUCUCGCUCGAAGGUCCAAAUGCUGGUGGUACUUCUACUAGUGUUUUCGGACGUGUCCCUGGUAUGCCUUUUAACAUGGACAGUACUAGUACGAUCGAACAGACACCGCAACCUUUUCAAAUGAGAACGGCUUUUGGAGCAGCGGCAUCCACGACAUUGCCCUUUGAGCAAUCGACAAGUCUUUCAGAUGGUACUGGUGGUGAUGGUGGUACCACUGAUCUUUUUGGUUAUGACUUUCAAGACGCAAAUGUAGCUACUAGUUUCUUGACGUCUGCUGAUCUGUUUGGACUUCCUAGCAUUGCACCGUCCCAACGAGAUCCGUUGGACGCUUUGCUAGAGUGGGAGAUUUGAGCUGUGUUUGAAG
Molecule: messenger RNA, 2083 nt
Organism: Exophiala oligosperma
Lineage: Eukaryota; Fungi; Ascomycota; Eurotiomycetes; Chaetothyriales; Herpotrichiellaceae
Exons: 6
Coding region: 16-2070 (684 amino acids)
Source: RefSeq, a predicted model, not a curated record